Molecule: messenger RNA, 3036 nt
Organism: Pangasianodon hypophthalmus (striped catfish)
Lineage: Eukaryota; Metazoa; Chordata; Actinopteri; Siluriformes; Pangasiidae
Gene: zpax1
Product: zona pellucida protein AX 1
Exons: 21
Coding region: 296-3007 (903 amino acids)
Source: RefSeq, a predicted model, not a curated record
AGGAGUGGCUUUACUUUGCUGGAGAGGAUCUGCUGAACAGCACAUCCGUUAUCAAGUUUGAGCUGUUGAGCUUGAUUUGGUUUCUUUUCUUAUAUUUUGUGGUGAUUUCCAUUUAUCCUGGCCACCCAAGAAAAUCUACAGACCCAUUAAACAUAAAUAACCUCAGGACUUGUGAUAUUCAGCAGCUUGUUAAAGGAUCUGUUUAUAGACCUGUAGGUGUUUUCCUCAACAUAACACACCUUUAAACUUGUCUAAGUUGCAGCAUUGACAGCACACAGGUCUUCCUUUCACUGCGAUGGCACGUUUCUGUGAAUUUUGUGCCUUCUGGCUUUUGGUGAUUGCUGUUGCAGGUGAAGCUUUCAGUCAACGACCUGGCUUGACUUUGGAGUGUGUUGGAAAUGUUAUGAAGCUUACUUUGGAUAGCUCUCUGUCUUUUGGACGUCAGCUCGAAGUUGAAGCCAUCAGUGGUUCACAAAUUGUGACUUUGACGCCCGCCCUGGCGGUUCAGUGUGGCUACAGCAUCGAGUCUGAUCCCUGGGGAAAUACGAAAAUCUACACAUCACUGCUAGGCUGCUUUGCUCAUAACCAUGGUGAUGCUGUGUUUGAUAUUGGUCUGCGCCUGCAGUUGUAUGGCAACCGGAUGUCUGAUGAUGUACAUGAGGUGGAAAAGACUUGCGAAUACAAUCAAUGGGCUUCACGUGAGAUUCUCUGUGAGCGAAACUUCAUGGAGGUCUCUGUUCACAGAGGACACCACGAUAUCAAUCUGCUUAAGCAGCCAAGACAAGCAGUCACAGGAGUCACUGGAUUCUCCACUAAUCAACAGGCCUCCACCGCUCUGAGCAAUAUUUGGAGGAUGGUCUUUUACACACCCAAAGAAAAGCCAAUGAUGUUAGAGGAGGUUCAGAACGCAGGUUAUGGCGUAUCGAUGACUCCCACGCGGUUGGUUCUGCGAAGUCCCUAUAACACGCCUGAAACUUAUACUGAGGAUGUGAAUGGGGUGCAAAUGGAGGUCUUUAAAGUGAGCACCUACUUCAAGCAGGCGUGGUCUGUAAUGAUUAUUGACAGUGCUGCUGUCUGUCCAACUGGUGGUCUCCAUUUUACCAAGGAACUCAUCACAUGGUACAUGCCCCAAUACAUCAUGCCUCUGGUGACUAAUCCUCAGUAUCAAAUCCUCGAAAUAUAUAUGGGUAUUGACGGAAAGAGGCUCAAUCAAACCGAGAUGAAAGCUAGGGGCUACACCCUGACGAUGACGGAGAGCCAAAUUAAAAUUUCCUUGCCUGUCGGUGGACCAGAUGGCUAUUAUAAGAGUAUUGUGUUGGAUUAUGAGCACCACGUCACUUACAGUAUUGAACCAAUGCUUGAAAUGCUGUGGCGAGAAGGAAAGUCUGAAAUCACCAGAUACAAAGUCCAUUAUCCCAUUAUCACACCACCAGAGCCUCGGCCGCCCCACGUCACAGACAAUACUGGUGCAGACUCAGACGUGUUUAAAAUAAUGCUGGGUUCCUUCCUGCCUGAUGUGGAGCUGUUGAACGUCACCUUGUCAACUGGAGUGAUGAGCGUGGAAGAGGCCAAUGGAAAAGGAUUUAACGUGCAGGAACACUUAUUUACUAACGGCUCCAAGGCUUUCAGCAUUGAGAUCCCCUUCUCCGAUCCCGCUGUCCUGAGGAGAACGAACGUCAACCCAGUGAACAUCGUCUAUAGUCUCUCCCUCACCUUUGGUUUGUUAGUGCUUCCUGAAUACAGUCCCUUUUCUCACUCUGCUUUAGUGGAAGCUACUCGCGAGGACAUCACGACGCUUCAUAUGAAUGGCGUCUGUGAUGAUAAGAACUUCUACAUCACAAUUGGACACAGGAACCAAGGCAUAAACUUUCACGUAAGGGUCGGCACGCGUGACCUCUCGGCUGACUUCUCUACGGAGUACAGUGUUAAGGAAAAUGGCACUCAUCUAAAUAUGACUGUGCCUUUCCUGGCACAAGAUGUUGUUUUUGAGAAGGCUGAUCAGUCAUCAGUGAGGGCUCGUAUUGAUGUAGUAAUAUCAUACAACAACUGGCAAUUUAAAAACUUCUCCAUGGCUUGCACCUUUCCCUUCAUCAUGACUGAAUGUUUCGCAAAUGGAUCCAUAACUGCGCUUGCCGUCAAGGUGGAAGCAGCAACAGGGAUGAUCCCAAGCCAGUUAACGCUGAGGGAUCCCUCAUGUAAACCCACCUUCAGCAACAACCGCUUUGCCUACUUCUCCUUUAAUGCAAACAGUUGUCAAACCACCAGAACGUUCCACAAUGGCAUCAUGACGUACCAGAACAAAAUCUCAAUGGGCAACAGGACAGCUGUUGCACAGGCGUUGCAAAAUGGCACAAAAACUGGUCCAGAAUAUCGUGUGAUAGUGGUCUGCAACUACAAGCUAACCAAAACACUGGCUAUGACGUUCUCCACUGGGCCACAAGCAAGCGAACUUCGUGCAGAUCCUGGUUUUGGAGAACUGCAUGUCAGGAUGAGGCUUGCUAGAGACGCCUCUUAUGAUGCCUUCUACAAGGACGAGGACUAUCCAGUGGUACAGUAUCUAAAGCAGCCUCUAUACUUUGAGGUAGAGCUGAUGCAGUCCAUUGACCCGCAAAUAGAGCUGGUCCUGGAGAACUGCUGGGCUUCGGCCAAUCACGGAGGCUCCAUGCUGACCUGGGAUCUCAUUGUGAACGGCUGUGCGAAUCCGGCCGACCGUUACCAAAUCACGUUCUAUCCUGUCACGGCCAACGACCGGGUUCGGUACCCGACCCACGUGAGACGCUUCAAAAUCGAGAUGUUCACUUUUGUUAAAGACGACGUGCCUCUUCAGGAUCAGAUCCUUGUCCGCUGUGAAACAGUGCUGUGUGACGUCCACCAGACUGACAGUGUCUGUAAUAUGCAGUGUCCAUUAUCUAAUCCUGAAAAUGUUAAAAGAGGACGCAGAAACAUGGGACGUGAACAGCACAGGAUGUGGGUCUCAUCUGGAAGAAUUUCCCUCUCCAGCUUGUAGUUCAGAUGUGAAUAAAGUGUUGACUUAAA